Messenger RNA from Leguminivora glycinivorella, 1001 nucleotides. Its product is annotated as ubiquitin-conjugating enzyme E2 S. The record is from RefSeq and is a predicted model, not a curated record. NCBI's taxonomy places the organism in Eukaryota, Metazoa, Arthropoda, Insecta, Lepidoptera, Tortricidae. The transcript is spliced from 4 exons. Bases 252 to 926 code for a protein of 224 amino acids.
CGUUCGUUGUCGUUGUCAAACAGAGUAAUAAUCUUAAUCGUGUAUUUAUUUAAGAAACGAGGAAAUAAAGUAAUUAAAGCAGCAUUCUAAUUCAUUAUUGUAUUUGUAUAAGGCAGCUCAAAUUAUCGAUUAAGUGGUUAAUUAGCGGGACAGUGUGCAACGGCAAAUUUCCGAUUGUGUAUCGUUUCGAUCGUGAUGGCGGGCGGAUUGUAACAUUUUGGGAUUGAGUGCUGUUUAAAUUGGGCGCCGGCAUGUGGAACAGCGAGAACGUGUCGCCGCAGCGGUCGCGCACGGCGCUGCGUGAACUACGGAGACUGGCGGCGAGGCCCCCGCCAGGAAUCAAGCUGUUAUUGCGAGACGAUGAUCUUUCCGACAUCACUGCACUUAUUGAUGGACCAGCGGAGACUCCAUACUUCGGUGGUGUGUUCCGUGUACAGAUAAAGUUGGGCAAGGAAUUCCCAGCAGCUCCACCUCGUGCAUACUUCCUGACACGCAUCUUCCACCCGAAUGUGAGCCGAGAGGGAGAGGUCUGCGUUAACACACUCAAGCGUGACUGGCGCCCGGAGCUAGGCCUUGAACACGCGCUCCUAGCGCUCCGCUGCCUCAUGAUAGCUCCCAAUGCAGAUUCAGCGCUCAAUGCGGACGCAGCAGAACUUCUGCGGGGACGCUAUGAAGAAUACUUCGCUCGUGCGAAGCUGCUUACUGAAAUACACGCUAAACCUGCCAAAGGACAUGAAACACAGAAUGAAAACACAAAUCUCAUCGGCGGCCUAGACGAGCCCACUCCAGCUAGCAGUGGCGAAACAGAAGCCGAGCCGAGCGCCGCAGAGGCCGCCACAGAAGGCCCCAAGGCCAAGCGCGAGCGGCGGCCGCGAGACAAGCCGGCGCCCGCGCGCGACAAGCGCAAAGUGCUCAAGCGGUUAUGAACUCCCCGGGAGACUGACUUACCAAAUAUUAUGACAUUGGAUUCACAUAUUUAAUAAAGUAAAUUGCGAUUAUUA